GGUGUCACUUCGCGCGGGAUCGGGAGAACGGAAUUAUCAUCGCUUGCGAAAGUUUUUCCGUUGUUUAUGGUUACUUCAUUACUUUAUCUGUCAAUAAUUUGUACUCUACUUUUUCUGAUCUGAAAGCGUAUUACGUGUACACUUCAUAAUUUUCUAAAUGGCGAUGGGUGACGGAUUUCCCACCCGAUGAAGUGACAGAAAACGGAAUUCAUUUUUGAAACGAUUAAGGGAGAAGCAGGUGCCUAUUCCAUUAUCAACAUAAUGUUUAAAGGAACACUUUUUCAGCAAAAGGCUUCUUUCUUAUUUAUCUUUUAAUGUGGAGUAGGACUACCGAAAAAGUUUUGUUACGUGGAAUUUCCAUAAAUUUAUCAUAUUUUAAACGGCGUUUUGUCAAAAUGAGCUCAGCAGUAGAGAAUGGAGCUGGAGAUGGAGGCUCUAAAAAGAAAACCAUCGAAGGUAUUUACCAGAAGAAAUCACAGUUGGAGCAUAUUUUGCUCCGACCUGACACGUACAUCGGUUCAGUUGAGUUUAUCACUGAGAUGAUGUGGGUGUACGACAAAGAAAAAGAAGCGAUGGUUCAGAGAGAAAUAAAGUACGUCCCUGGGCUUUAUAAGAUAUUUGACGAAAUCCUGGUUAAUGCAGCUGAUAAUAAACAACGUGAUCCGAAAAUGGAUUCAAUCAAAAUAGAUAUAGAUGCAGAAAACAACACUAUAUCAGUGUGGAAUAACGGUAAAGGAAUACCAGUUGUUAUUCAUAAAGAAGAGAACAUGUACGUGCCAACAAUGAUCUUCGGACACUUGUUGACAUCCUCAAACUAUGACGACGAAGAGGAGAAAGUAACUGGAGGCAGAAAUGGAUAUGGAGCAAAAUUAUGUAACAUUUUCAGUCAUCGAUUCACGGUUGAAACUGCUUCCAAAGAGUACAAGAGAAGUCUGAAACAGACUUGGGGUAACAAUAUGGGCAAAGCGAGUGAACCAAGAAUCAAAGAAUUUGCCGGGGAGGAUUUCACGAAAGUUACUUUUUCGCCUGAUUUAACAAAGUUCAAAAUGCAGUCUCUAGACGACGAUAUUGUAUCACUAAUGUCUCGUCGAGCAUUUGAUGUAGCUGCUUCUAGCGGCGGUGUGAAAGUUUUUCUCAAUGGUACCCGAGUUCCAGUCAAGAACUUCAAAGAUUACAUAGAUCUGUAUAUCAAAGGAAAGGAAGAUGACGUCGGAAACCCACUUAAAAUUGCCUACGAGCACAGCGGACCUCGCUGGGAAGUAGCAAUGACGUUGUCUGACAAAGGAUUCCAGCAGAUGUCGUUUGUAAACAGCAUUGCAACAACAAAAGGCGGCCGACAUGUUGACCACGUAACAGACAUGAUUGUCAAACAACUCCUCGAGACGUUGAAGAAGAAAAACAAAGGGGGCAUCGCUAUUAAACCGUUCCAGAUUAAAAAUCACAUGUGGAUCUUUGUGAAUUGUCUCGUUAACAACCCUACUUUUGAUUCGCAAACGAAAGAGAACAUGACUCUUCAGGCUAAGAGCUUUGGUUCAAAGUGUGUGCUUAGUGAAAAGUUUAUCACGACUGUAACAAAAAUAGGAAUAGUAGAAUCGGUGUUGUCUUGGGCCAAAUUUAAAGCAGACAGUCAGUUGCAGAAACUAGGUCCAAAAUCUAAGCAAAGGAAACUACAAGGAAUUCCGAAAUUGGAAGAUGCUAACGACGCAGGUACUGGUAGAUCUAUGGAGUGUACCUUAAUAUUAACGGAGGGAGACUCAGCCAAAACGAUGGCUGUGUCAGGAAUGUCUUCGAUUGGUCGUGACAAAUUCGGCAUAUUUCCUUUGAAAGGUAAAAUUUUAAAUGUACGAGAAGCAACCCACAAGCAGAUUCUCGAAAAUGCUGAGAUUAACAAUUUGAUCAAGAUUCUCGGUUUACAAUACAAAAAGAAGUACGAAACCAGAGAUGACUUGAAGACUCUACGUUACGGAAAGAUGAUGAUCAUGACAGAUCAGGAUCAGGACGGUUCGCACAUCAAAGGUCUUUUAAUCAAUUUCAUUCACCACAACUGGCCUUCGUUGUUAAAGCACAACUUCGUGGAGGAGUUUAUCACACCAAUCGUGAAAGCGAGAAAGGGAAAUCAAUGUUUUUCCUUCUUUUCGUUGCCUGAAUUUGAAAUCUGGAAGAAGGAAACGGAAAACUAUCACACAUACAAAAUCAAAUACUACAAAGGUUUGGGUACUUCCACUGCUGCUGAGGCAAAGGAGUACUUUGAAAACAUGACCAGACAUAGGAUUAAGUUUAAGUAUGAAGGUGAUCAAGACGAUCAAAACAUCAUCAUGGCUUUCAGUAAGAAGUGUGCUGAUCAGCGAAAAGACUGGUUGACAAGUCACAUGGAAGAGACCAAGAGAAGGAAAGAGAUAGGACUUAGUGAGCGGUAUUUGUACCAAAAAGAGACUCGCGCCGUGAGCUUCUCCGACUUCGUGAACGUCGAAUUGGUCCUCUUCAGUAACUACGAUAAUGUGAGGUCGAUACCAAACAUGAUAGACGGUCUAAAGCCGGGUCAGAGAAAAGUCCUUUACACUUGUCUAAAGCGUAACGACAAGAAGGAAGUGAAAGUGGCUCAGUUGGGAGCAUCCGUGGCUGAACAGUCGGCUUACCACCACGGUGAAAUGUCGCUUAUGGCGACCAUUGUUAACUUGGCGCAGAAUUUUGUGGGCAGCAAUAACAUCAACCUGCUUCAGCCCAUUGGUCAAUUUGGAACCAGGCUUCAGGGCGGAAAAGAUUCUGCAAGUGCGAGAUACAUCUUCACGAUGCUCAGUCCUCUAGCGCGUUUUAUCUUCCACAAACACGACGAUGCUCUACUGAGACCCGAAUAUGAUGACAACCAGAAAAUCGAACCGGUGUACUACGUGCCAAUCAUACCAAUGGUGCUAGUGAACGGUGCUGAUGGUAUUGGAACUGGUUGGAUGACAAAAAUUCCAAACUUUAAUCCACGUGAAAUCAUAGAUAAUCUGUUCAGAAUGAUGGAUGGCGGAGAGCCCAAGCCAAUGAUUCCUUUUUACAAAAACUUUAAAGGAACCAUAGAGAGCUGUGGAGAUUAUCGAUACGUAAUCAGUGGUGAGAUCUCAGUUAUUGGACCCGAUAAGGUAGAAAUAACUGAGCUUCCUAUUGGAACUUGGACACAAGUCUACAAAGAAUCCGUUCUAGAUCCAAUGUUGCACGGAACUGAUAAAACCCCAUCUGUAAUUACGGAUUAUAAGGAAUACAACACGGACACAACCGUCCACUUCAUUGUAACAAUGAAUCGCGAUAAGUUAGUUGAAUUCGAAAGAGAUGGUCUGCACAAAAUCUUCAAACUACAAAGUACCAUGACAAUUACAUCGAUGUGUGCUUUCGAUGAAAAUCAGGUUCUGCAAAGGUACGAUAGUGCUAUUCAGUUCCUUAGAAAUUUCUACAAAGUUAGGUUGGAGAUGUACCAUAAGAGGAAGGACUACUUGGAAGGUAUCUUACAAGCGGAAGCUUCAAAACUCUCGAAUCAGAGUAGAUUUAUUCUCGAGAAGUGUGACGGUACGUUAGUCAUCGAAAAUAAAAAGAAGAAAGACAUGAUAGCGGAACUGGUGAAACGAAAGUACGAUUCCGACCCGAUCAUCGCAUGGAAGUUGACCCAAAACAGAGAUGAGAUUCUGGAGGAGAUAACCGAGAAUGCCGAAGAGGAAAUUUCAGCAGCGGCAGUAGAGAAGGAAAACUUCGAUUACCUUCUUGGUAUGAGUAUGUGGAAUUUAACAAAAGAGAAGAAGGACGAGCUGCUGCGUCAAAGAGACGAAAAAAUGGCUGAGCUUAAGAGGUUACAAGCACGCACACCAAUGUCUCUCUGGAAAGAGGAUUUGGACAAUUUAUUGGCCGAAUUAAACAAAAUAGAGGAAAAGGAAAAGAAAAAUGAAAGCAAGUCCCAAAUAGGAAUAAAGAAACCUCCACAGAAGUUCUACAGUUCUGAUGGAAUGCGUCGAGUCGUUCCAAUCAUCGAUACGGAAUUAAAGAAGAAAAUCGAAAAAGCGGAUAUCGUUUCAAAGGAUAAGAAAGACGGAAUAAAGAAACAACCGAAGGUGAAGAAAGAGAUCAAGGAGGAGAAAGACGAAUUUGAUGCAUUGGUUGAAAACAAUGCUAAAAGUCUGGACGAUAGACUUGGAAAUUCCCCGGAAAAAAUAGAAAAGAAAGCAGGCAAGAAAGGAGGUGGUAAGCAAACAACGUUACCCUUCAAACCAAUUAAAAAAGGCAAGAAGAAAGAUGCCAGCAGUGAUGAAAGUGAUGAUGAUAUUGAUUUCGGAAGUCUUUCACCUCCCCGAGCUCGAACAAAACCCAGUUCAGAAGAAUUAUUCGACUCUCUGGUUAGUCAUUCGCCAGAUGAAAAACCAUCGAGGGGAUCUGUUUUGUCCUCUAGUGAAGAUUCACCUGUGAAGCCUACAGCUAAAAAAGCUGCUUCUAAGAAGAAGCCCGAAAAUGGAGGUGGAAAGGGACCUAAGAGACCCAGAAAGAAGAAGGCUGCGAAAUCGUCUGGCUCUGAGUCUGACGAUAUUUUCGAGGUGAAAACCAGCCCUGUGAAGAAACGCAAAAAGAAGUCUGAAUCCGAAGAUGAAAAUAUGUCAGAUAGUUCACCACCACCGCGCACAACCGCGAGACGUGCUGCUCGAAAGCCAGUCUCGUAUGCACUCAAGUCUGAUGACGAGUCAUCUGAAUCAGAGUUAGAAUUAAUGUAAGAGCAUUACCAUAGAUGUGCAGAGUGCAAAGGACCUAAUGAGGCAAUGUUCAAUUGGCAUUCCACUUCACAAUUUCGCACUUGAGGGACGUUCACCUAGAUUGAUUUGCCCAGUUAAUAUUUCUAAUUCAUAUGUGUAUUAACGGAAGUACACUUACUAGGCAAGUAACUUACCGAAACAGUAUGUAAAGUUUUACAGUUUUACUCAAUAUGUAAAAAAAGAGAUAAAUACGACGUCUCUUAUUGCGGAUAAACUUUUACAAUUGUUCAUAAUGCGCUUGAACUUUAGAACAUUACGAUUGUACUAACAGGUCAUUAUAGUGAAUCGAUAAGAUGAGUAAUCGUCAUCAUAAUCAUCGUUUGAUAAUUAAUUUUAGCGUUUUUAUGCAUUUUUUAGAUUCAGAUUCGAUGGUCGAUUAUAGUUAUACACUGCUGAUAGUGAUUUUUUAAUGUCGCUUCUUAACUAUCUGCGUCGUUACAUAUUUAAUUUGACGAGGUUUUCGGUUCGAGCCGUUGUGAACUCGAUCUUAUUAUUAUUUUUAUUAUUAUUGCAUAGAAAAACUCAAACGCAAUUUAAAAAGAUCUCAUACGUGAAUUCUCUUUUUCUACUAUAUAAUUAGAGAUUAGGCAUUAUUUAUUUGCCUUAAUUAUCAUUUGAUUCGUUUUUUUCCCAACGAUGAGAUUAAUUUCACGAUUGUCAAAACAUAUUGUAUUACAAUAUUAACGGUCUUACUUAAUGACCGAAGAAAGCUCGAAAUUAUAAUUAAUAAAUGUGUUUGUAAGGAACCGUUA
Molecule: messenger RNA, 5524 nt
Organism: Belonocnema kinseyi
Lineage: Eukaryota; Metazoa; Arthropoda; Insecta; Hymenoptera; Cynipidae
Gene: Top2
Product: DNA topoisomerase 2
Exons: 22
Coding region: 315-4733 (1472 amino acids)
Biological process (GO): sister chromatid segregation; DNA topological change; resolution of meiotic recombination intermediates
Cellular component (GO): nucleus
Molecular function (GO): DNA topoisomerase type II (double strand cut, ATP-hydrolyzing) activity; ATP binding; DNA binding
Source: RefSeq, a predicted model, not a curated record